Molecule: messenger RNA, 5370 nt
Organism: Zalophus californianus (California sea lion)
Lineage: Eukaryota; Metazoa; Chordata; Mammalia; Carnivora; Otariidae
Gene: KIF12
Product: kinesin family member 12
Exons: 18
Coding region: 110-2221 (703 amino acids)
Biological process (GO): microtubule-based movement
Molecular function (GO): ATP binding; microtubule binding; microtubule motor activity
Source: RefSeq, a predicted model, not a curated record
GGGGAUGUAAGGUGUGUAUAGCCAGUCCCAGUGUGGUGGAAAAGGGAGGGUAGUGGGGAGAGAAAGGAACGAGACUCGGGCGGAGCUAACUCCGUGUGCAAAGCAGGACAUGGAGGAACGCGGGUCUCCCGACGGGGACCCCGCGCGGAGCCUGGAGCAGGGGCCGGAGGGGCCAGAAACGCCCAUCCAGGUGGUGCUCAGGGUGCGUCCCAUGAACGCCGCCGAGUUGCGUCGAGGGGAACAGAGCGCGCUGCACUGCUCGGGAACCCGGACUCUGCAAGUGAGCCCCCCCGGCGGCGGCCCGGACGUGGCGUUCCGCUUCGGCGCCGUGCUGGACGCGGCGCGCACGCAGGAGGACGUGUUCCGGGCGUGCGGCGUGCGGCGCCUGGGCGAGCUGGCGCUGCGCGGCUUCUCCUGCACUGUCUUCACCUUCGGCCAGACCGGCUCCGGGAAGACCUACACCCUGACCGGGCCUCCUCCGCAGGGCGAGGGUGUGCCCGUACCCCACAACCUAGCUGGCAUCAUGCAGAGGACCUUCGCCUGGCUGUUAGACCGGGUGCAGCACCUGAGCGCGCCUGUUACCCUCCGUGCCUCCUAUUUGGAGAUCUACAAUGAGCAGGUUCGAGACCUUCUGAGCGUGGGAUCUCCCCGGCCCCUCCCUGUUCGCUGGAGCAAGACCCGGGGUUUCUAUGUGGAGCAGCUGCGGGUGGUGGAGUUUGGGAGUCUGGGGUCCCUGAUGGAACUUCUGCAAAUGGGUCUUAGCCGCCGACGGAGCUCAGCUCACACCCUGAACCAGGCCUCCAGCCGAAGCCAUGCCCUGCUCACACUCUACAUCAGCCGCCAAACUGUGAGUGUCCCCACGUGGGGAAGGAGCUGGCCCAGGGCCACCCAGCAGGGGUCUGCCUCUGGAUGUAGAAAGCGACUUGGGCAUGCGCUGGAGGUAUUAGUGGAAAUCGUUGGCUUUGUGACUUUGGUGGGGACGGCUCCUCCCGAGUCCCCAUCGAGCCCUGAUCUCCCUGUCCCACAGAUGCCUCCAGGGGAGCCCCCCAUGGGGGGGAAGCUGUGCUUUGUAGACCUGGCUGGCAGUGAGAAGGUGGCGGCCACAGGAUCCCGUGGGGAGCUGAUGCUUGAGGCGAACAGCAUCAACCGCAGCCUGCUGGCCCUGGGUCACUGCAUCUCCCUGUUGCUGGACCCACAGAGGAAGCAGAGCCACAUCCCCUUCCGGGACAGCAAGCUCACCAAGCUGCUGGCAGACUCGCUGGGGGGACGCGGGGUCACCCUCAUGGUGGCCUGCGUGUCCCCUUCAGCCCAGUGCCUUCCUGAGACUCUCAGCACCCUGCGAUAUGCAAGCCGAGCCCAGCGCGUCACCACUCGGCCACAGGCCCCCAAGUCGCCUAAGCAACCCCAGCGUUUGGAGAUUGAGAUAUUGCAGCUCCAGGAGGAGAACCGUUGCCUGCGGUCCCAACUGGGGCAAAUAGACCCCAAGGCCUCAAGUCUCAGUGGGGCACGGGUGGCCUGGGCCCAGCGGAACCUCUAUGGGAUGCUACAGGAGUUCAUGCUGGAGAAUGAGAGGCUUAGGAAAGAAAACAGCCAGCUGCAGGGUAGCCGGGACCGGGCCCGGGAUGAGCAGCGCAUCCUGGCCCAGCAGGUGCAGGAGCUGGAGCGGCGCCUCCUCUGUGCCUGCUCCCAUCACCAGCCCCACCCCGGCCCAGCCCCACAGUGUCCCUGUGUGAUGGCGCCGGCUCCGCCAUGCCACGCCCUGCCACCCCUCUGCUCCUGCCCCUGCCACAGCCUCUGCCCCCUGUGCCGAGCACCACUGGCCCACUGGGCCUGCGCACGGGGGGAGCACCACCUGCCCCAGGUGUUUGGCCCUAAGGCCCCAGGUGGCAUGCCCCUCUCUGCCCAGCCCCCACCCUGGGCACCCCCAUGCAACCCUGGCUCUGCCAAGUGUCCGAGAGAGAGGAGUCCUAGCGACUGGACUCAGACCCGAGUCCUGGCAGAGAUGCUGACGGAGGAGGAGGUGGUACCCUCUGCACCUCCCUUGCCCAUGGGGCCCCCGAACACGUCACCAGUGCUGAGAGGUGGGGCUGCAGUUCCAAACCUGGCCCGGAGACUGGAGGCCCUCAGAGACCAAAUUGGCAGCUCCCUCCGUCGCGGCCGGAGCCAGCCACCCCCCAGCGAGGCUACACGGAGCCCCAGCCGAGUCCUCCCUCCCUGCUGAGGGCAAAGCAGAAACCCAGGAGACCGCCGCGUGACCUUGGUCUGGGCUCUGCGCUCCAGGGCUCAGUCCCCCCAUCUGCUCAGUGGGGAUGGCAGCCGCCCUGCCAGGCAGAGGGGAGUUCCUGAGGGCCGCGGGUAGGAGCUGGUGGGCAGUUUGGGGGAGCAGAGGGAGGGUGCUGCCCCGGACUGUGAGAGAUGAGACUGGAUUUGGGAGAAGCCAGGCAGCAGGUGACGAAAUAGACGAAUAAAGAGAGGUGUCGGCUCCGAAUGUGGUGGGUCCUCUCUCGGGGCGUCAGGCACUUCUGCGUGGAGACAUCCCAGAGAGGAGGGACUCUCAGGGGAGCCCGAGGAGAAGAGGACUCUCGGCAGAGGUGCGUGCCCCUUCUGAUCAGGAAUAGUCCGGGUUGCCAUCUCCUUUGUAUAUGAUAGAAGUUUUAGUUGAGCAACUGCUACAUGUACCAGGGCAGACGUGGGGAAAUCAAAUGGUGAGCGUCUCCAUGCGGGAGUGUGAGGGAGACCAGUUCCAGCUGACCUUUGUGCGGGCUGCACGCGUGCUGGUGCUGGAGGGGUCCUGAGGUCUGAGUUCCGAUGCCACAGACUUCCUGGGACCUUGGACAGGCCUUGAACCGUCCCUGGAUCACUUUAUGGUAUUCAGCCAAUUAGAUGGGAGGUGAGACUCCUUGUCUGUGGAGUUCAAGUGAGGGUCAGGAGGUGAAGAGGAUAUCAGGAUCCCAGGGGGAUGCAGUGGGUCUACAAUUAGGGGGAAGUCCAGAUGUGACGUGAGAAAUUGGAGGUGCUAGUGGGAGGAUCUCAUUAAAGAAGGAGCGACGGGACUAAUCUUACUCUUCCAUUUUAUAGUUAGGGAAACUGAGACCCACAGGGCUCAUUCCUACCUUUGUUCGCUCAUUCAUUCAUUCAACACUCCUGGCAUCGGCACAAACCAGGGUGGUGAACAGGACUGACAAGGGACACGCUGGCUUUGCCCAGGAAGCUCACAGCAGCCAGUUAUUGAAAGGCAAGACGUGUGACUGGGCAUUUGGGGUGUCCAACAGUGGAGACUCAGUGGAAGGCCAGUGGAAGAAGGCGGAGCCCAGGACGAGGGGUGACAACCAGAGGCCACAGGCCACUGGGCCCAGCAGAGUGGGCUUGGUUAAGUCCGCAGACUGAACCACACACGGGCGCAUCUUGCCUCCUCACUUAACCACGAGUGAUCCUGGGCAAAUGACUUCACUGCUGCGAACCUGAGUCCUCACAUCUGCAGGAUGGCUACCAUAGUAGUACCCCCUCACUGGGCAGUUGCAGGGAUUAAGUCUACUUGUGGAUGGAAAGAGUACAGCACGAGGCUUUGCUUGUUGCAGACAGUUUAGCCAAAAGCAACUUUCAGUCAAUAUGACCAUUUGAUGAAAUCGAUCUGGGUUCAGAAAAAAUUCGUUCCACAAAUCCCUAUGGAGAACCCACUUUGGACCAGCCUUGAACAAAGCCUAAGAAUCCUUACCGUCACCGAACACAGGAAACAAGAAAAAGAGCAGAAUAGAGGGAACUUGGUGAUAAAUGCCAUGGAGCAAAAUCUAGCAGGGAGGUCCAUCUGCCAGGGUGGGUGCAAUUUUAAAUAGGGGGGUGCAGGUGACAUUCAUGCAGAGACCUGAAGGAGGGGAGGAGGGUGAACCUGGUUAGUGCCAUCUCUAUUCUAAGUAAUUGUGGUGCCACCUGGGCCCCAGUGGUUCAGCAUCCUCGAGCCUGGGCUCCCCCUCUCCAGAGCCCUUCUCUCUCUCUCUCACUGUAUGGGGGCCCUGCUUGCUGGCAGGUCUCCAGCCCCCCAGCGGGGAAGGCCCCUGGCACUGAGCGUGAGAGCUUUCCUCAGCUGCCUCGGGACGGUGGACAGGGACCACCCAGGGGGACCCUGGCUAUUGCGGGUUCAUUUUGUGUUUGGAUGAUUCCUCCUUCCGCUGGAGCCAGCCAUGAUUUUCCAGUUUCCUAGUUCCAGCUCAGCAAAACCCCCACUUACUUUCCCACAGAUAGACUCAAGGAGACCAGUUUCCAGCACCCCAUCUCCUAGGCCAUGUGUCCAUCUCCAGGUCAACAUCCUUGCUCUAGAACUGCCCCUUGUCCAGAAUCCUGAAACCCUGGAGGAAUUCCAGAGGACCCCAGUAAUGUAUCAAGACUCUUCAAGUCCAGUGGUCCUUAGCGCGUGAGGACUCCAGAGGGCACUUCUGGAGCCCUGAAAGCUAUAGGGCUUCCCCGGGAUGCUGGAAUCUGAGGUCGCUUCUCCAGCCCCAUGAAAUAGGGUAAUCGUCCUCCAGAACUGUAAGCUUAGAAGGUUUCUGGUACAUCAGAAUUGAGGGAUGCUCUAGGAAAUCCUGAAGCACUGUAGACAUUUUCCGGAAUCCCAGAUCCUUAAAUGAUCUCUCAGAAAUUUUAAAACUGUGUGUAGAAUUUGGGAAGAAUUCUCUGAACUCUCUAGCUGGGGAGGGGGAUGUUCAGCAGAGCUUGGAAGGCUAUCCAUGAGUUUCUAGAAUGCUGGCAAAUCUAGAGAUGAAUCUAGAUGUCUAGAGCCCUGGCUGAAUUCUCCAGAUCCUUGGGGACCCUCCCUCUCAGCCAGUGCAGGAACAGGAGUUUGGCUGGAAGCAUCACUGUAGGACUUAAGGUUAGGAAGAGCACACCUGUGGGUCCUUGUGCUGCUUUUGAGGUCUCCUCUGGGCAUUCAACCCCAAGAUAGACCCCAGCGGGUGCAGAUAAUGUGAGACAGUGUGCAGACCCCACUGCCGAGAACAUCUCCCUCCCAUCUCUGCUCUGGCUGCACCAGCCUCCUUUCACCUCCCAGACGUGUCCUGCCUUCUCUCGGGGUCUGUCUGCCCUUUGUCUAGUGACACAUUUGCCCCAAAUUCAUAUUCAGGUUUGUACCCAACAGGUUGAUUUCAGCCCCUCUGAGGGAUAGUUUGUGUUCUCUUAGGUGACUUCUGUUGUUGUGCCCUUGUUGGGCUUCCAGAGAUCCCCCUUCCUUUAUUUUAAUGGUGGGGGCAGUGUGGUGCGGGGGGGGGGGGGGGUCUUGCUAUGAAGCCCGGCAUAGCAGCCAGCGGAAGUGUAAGCAGGGGUCUACUGGCUGUCAGGCUGGAGGUCUGGAUAGUCUCUAGGCAUCGGAACGUUGGGCAG